UCUUUGAUGGAAAGGUUUCACAAGACAAUGGGCUCUCUUCAGACGUGGAGUUGUUCACGGUCUAUGGUAGUGAUAAUUGCUUCUUUUGUGGUGUUGGCUUCAAUGGUUCAUCUGUUCUUGUUUCCUUUGGUGCCGUCUUCUCUCUAUUACAUCAGCAACCGAGAAGUUAAGAGUUCUUGUUCUCCAGUUAAUGGAUCAAGUGAGGGAGGGAAGCAACAUGUGGCUGGGAAUUUUGAGCCAAGUCUUGAUUUAGAUCAUCGGUUUCCUGCAGAUGCACAUAACGCAGUGGUUUACCAUGGUACACCAUGGUUGGCGAGGAUUGGUAGGUGGCUUUCUAGUUGUGAUUCAAUGUCUGCAGCUAUCAGUGUUGUUGAGAAAAUAGGUGGGAAUGGCUGCAAGAAUGACUGUAGUGGUCAAGGUGUUUGUAACCGGGAAUUGGGACAAUGCAGAUGCUUUCAUGGAUUUUCUGGGGAAGGUUGCUCGGAGAGACUGCAGUUGGAAUGCAAUCAUCAAGGAACACCAGAGCAACCAUAUGGGCAAUGGGUUGUCUCGAUUUGCGCUGCCUAUUGUGAUACAACAAGAGCUAUGUGUUUCUGUGGACAAGGCACAAAAUAUCCAAAUCGGCCUGUCGCAGAGGCAUGUGGGUUUGAACUCAGCUUACCAUCUGAGCCCGGUGCUCCAAAACUGGCCAAUUGGUCACAGCCUGAUCUGGAUAUUUUCACAACGAACAGUAGCAUAGCUGGAUGGUGUAAUGUGAACCCGGUGGAAGCAUAUGCAUCCAAGGUUGAAUUCAAAGAGGAAUGUGAUUGCAAAUAUGAUGGCCUCUGGGGUCGUUUCUGUGAAAUUCCUGUGCAAUGCACAUGUCUCAACCAAUGCUCUGGUCAUGGACAUUGCCGUGGUGGAUAUUGUCAGUGCAACAGUGGUUGGUAUGGAACAGAUUGCAGUAUCCCGUCUGUUUUAUCAUCUGUACAAGAGUGGCCUCGAUGGCUUCGGCCAGCCACAGUUGAUGUGCCUGAUGCACAAGUCAGUAGCAGCCCUGUCAACGUCAACGCAGUGGUUAAAAAGAAAAGACCCCUUAUAUACGUCUAUGAUUUGCCACCAGAAUUCAACAAUCUCCUUCUUGAGGGUCGACACUUCAAGCUUGAAUGUGUAAACCGAAUAUAUGAUGGUCAGAAUGCAACAUUGUGGACGGAUCAGUUAUAUGGUGCUCAGAUUGCACUCUAUGAAAGCAUCCUGGCUAGCCCUUAUCGAACAUUAAAUGGUGAAGAAGCAGACUAUUUCUUCGUUCCUGUUCUAGAUUCAUGCAUUAUAACUCGUGCUGAUGAUGCACCCCACUUGAGUAUGCAAGAGCAUAUGGGUUUGAGGAGCUCUCUAACCCUUGAGUUCUAUAAGAAGGCAUAUGAUCACAUGGUUGAGCAUUAUCCUUACUGGAAUCGCUCAGCAGGAAGAGACCAUAUUUGGUUUUUUUCGUGGGAUGAAGGUGCUUGCUAUGCUCCUAAAGAGAUUUGGAACAGCAUGAUGUUGGUACACUGGGGAAACACAAAUUCAAAGCAUAACCAGUCUACAACAGCAUAUUGGGCUGACAAAUGGGACCAAAUUCCUUCACAUAAGAGAGGCAAUCAUCCGUGCUUUGACCCUGAGAAGGAUCUUGUGCUUCCUGCGUGGAAACGACCAGAUCCAAGUUCCUUGAGAUCAAAACUAUGGGCUUGGCCCCUUGAGAGACGUAGGACACUUUUCUGCUUCAAUGGAAAUCUUGGACCAGCUUAUGCUAAUGGCAGGCCUGAAGAUACGUAUAGCAUGGGCAUCAGGCAGAAACUGGCAGAAGAAUUUGGAUCAAGCCCAAACAAAGAAGGAAAACUAGGGAAACAACAUGCAGAAGAUGUUGUUGUAACCCCUGUACGGUCUAUGCAUUAUUAUGAGGAUCUGGGAAGCUCUGUUUUCUGUGGGGUAUUACCUGGAGAUGGUUGGAGUGGUCGAAUGGAAGAUAGUAUCUUACAUGGAUGCAUCCCUGUAGUUAUUCAGGAUGGGAUUUACUUGCCAUAUGAAAAUGUACUCAAUUAUGAUAGUUUUGCUGUGCGAAUUCGAGAGGAUGAUAUUCCAAACUUGAUUAAGAUUCUACGGGGGAUUGAUAAAAAAGAAAUAAAAUUCAAGUUGGCAAACAUUCAAAGGAUCUGGCAGAGGUUCUUGUAUCGUGAUUCUGUCUUACUUGAGGCUGAACGUCAAAAAAGUGUUUGUGGCCUUGUGGAUGACUGGGCUGUUGAGUUCUUGAGACUGACUGAAGAUGAUGUCUUUGCCACAUUCAUACAGGUUCUACACUACAAGUUACACAAUGAUCCUUGGAGGCGGCAACUCAGUUACAUGAAAAAGGAAUAUGGCUUGCCAGCGGAGUGCUUGAUCAAAACCAGGUGAGGGGUUGCAAAUAAUCAAUAAGACUUCUCGAAAGGAACUAGUGUUAUUGAGUUGAGGCAAGAA
Messenger RNA from Telopea speciosissima, 2472 nucleotides. RefSeq lists its product as uncharacterized. The coding region runs from base 7 to 2409 and encodes 800 amino acids. The transcript has 14 exons. Gene Ontology annotation, molecular function: glycosyltransferase activity. Lineage: Eukaryota; Viridiplantae; Streptophyta; Magnoliopsida; Proteales; Proteaceae. The record is from RefSeq and is a predicted model, not a curated record.